Messenger RNA from Sphaerulina musiva SO2202, 570 nucleotides. RefSeq lists its product as uncharacterized. Lineage: Eukaryota; Fungi; Ascomycota; Dothideomycetes; Mycosphaerellales; Mycosphaerellaceae. The record is from RefSeq and is a predicted model, not a curated record. The transcript is spliced from 3 exons. Bases 1 to 570 code for a protein of 189 amino acids.
AUGAAAUUCCUCACCCUCCUCGCCGCAGCCAUGGUCAACGUCGCCGUCGCCGACGACCGAGGCGUCUGCAAAGACUGGCACCCCACAAUUUUCAACAGAAUCAACGCUUUCUGUCUCAAAACCGACAUUGUCGUUCCUUCAAACUACGCUGAAAAAGGUGCCGGAACGAACCCUACUGGCCGAGUUUGGAUUACUAAAGUGGGAAUCUUGAACGGCAUCGGCUGCAACCCUCCACAAUGGGUUCCGACAGGAAUCUGCCGAAGACAAUUUUACUCCGAAUGCGCUAGUCAUAAAAUGAAGGCUUAUUACGGAAGAUUGUCUUGUCAAGGUUGGUACAUCCAAUAUGCACCAGGAGCUACCAAACCCGUCAAAGGUUCGGACGGAUCUACGUGGUAUGUGCCGAUGAAGAAGCGUGAAGCUCUGCCAGAGGCGAUGGCUGAGCCGGAGGCGGAGCCUGAGGUGAAAAUGUAUGCUACGAAGGAGGAGGCGGAGGCUGCGGGGCUUGCUGCUCAUGAGGCGGAGGAGAAGAAGGCGAGGAAGGCUAAGAAGGCGAGGAGGGCGAUGAUGUGA